This is a messenger RNA of Annulohypoxylon truncatum, 1038 nucleotides long. RefSeq lists its product as uncharacterized. Gene Ontology annotation, biological process: translation. The transcript has 2 exons. Bases 234 to 650 code for a protein of 138 amino acids. Lineage: Eukaryota; Fungi; Ascomycota; Sordariomycetes; Xylariales; Hypoxylaceae. Gene Ontology annotation, molecular function: structural constituent of ribosome. The record is from RefSeq and is a predicted model, not a curated record. Gene Ontology annotation, cellular component: mitochondrial large ribosomal subunit.
CGACUGACCUAUCAAAUCAAUUUUUGUGCUAGAAACUUUUUGGGCGAUAAGCUUCAUACAUACGUUCACUAUCGACAACAUACUCAUUCACGAUCGCGAAUAACGGUUAUAGUCUUCGCAUACGAAUUACUUCCUGGAAAAUAUAAUCGGAGGUAAUUGCUCCAUUGCUAGGAUAAAAUAGGCCUCUGCGGUUUCGGUAACAACAGGCAAUUGGCCUGUUCGGAUCAUCAACAAUGGCCGCCAUCCAGCAACUGCGAAUGGCCUCAGUUUUCUCUUCCCUCUUCCCGAGAAUAGCCUCCACGAGCUUCAACUCUUCUUUCCGAUCAACUAUCCUUUACGCACAACAAGCGCGACAGACGCCACUACCGUUGUUACCCGAGCUCGCCGUUGCCAUCCCCGCUGCCAUCUCAAGAAUACCCUCGCUAUUAGGUGAUAUAUGGGAAGGGAUUCUCCGAGCAGUGCCCAAGAAAAAGACAUCGCACAUGAAGAAGAGGCAUAGGCAGAUGGCAGGAAAGGCUCUGAAGGACGUCACAUCACUGAACAGAUGUCCCGCCUGUGGGAAGGUAAAGAAGAUGCAUACACUAUGUUCUAGUUGCAUGGCCCAUCUUGGAGGUAUGCUCGAAAACGACUUCAAGGGAAAGACAAAAUGAUACGUAGAUCUGCUCCUCGAGAGCUGUGGGAAGAUACCUACAUAGCCAAAGUCAAUUAUACGAAUCGAUCAUCAAGCAAAGUGGAAUUUGUGCAUACUACCGGAGUUUCGGUAUAGGAGUAAGGGACAUAUCUACAGUAGGUAUUGACUGUAAAAUACAUGUACAAUGGAAACCAAUGCCAUUCCGUUCGAGGCUAUUUCACACGAGCUUCGCUAUUCUGGAUAUGAAAAUGACGCUCUCAGCCGUUGCCUUAGAAGAAUUAAACAUCAAUGGCAUACCUGAGGUAUGCAUGCUUAGGUAAUCCUUCAUAGAAUGACCAUAAAAUGAAAUGACCAGAGCUUGAUUCUUCUAGACCCGCAAUGUAGGAAGGCAGGAAUGAAGAAACGAU